UGAAGAUGGCGAUGACAGUGAAGAUGGCUAUGGCUUUGCCUUUUCCAUCAGCAAGAGAUGUAGAGGCUGGGGUUGUGGCGAACAAGAACGUGCCGCUGGCGCUGCUGCCACUGUCGCAGUUUCCAGCCUUUCUGCGAUACCUUCGCCGGUUUUGGCAGGGUGCCGUCGGGCCGGCGGUCCAGUCUGUUUUUACCGUCAGCCGAGGCAGACCAACAACUAUGCGCUGCGGAAGCUAGAGGCCUCCCAGGCAAGCGAUUUCAUCCUCGCCACUGCAGGGAGACCAAUCAGGCGUACGCGGAAACCUGCACACCUCGCAAACAACACUCGCAUCAUGGAUGCAAUGCGUGAAUUUGCAAAAGAGGAACUGGAGGAGGAGCACCAGAAUGUUGACGAGUAUCGGCCUCUAUCAGCAGCAAGCUCUGUGCUCGUACCUGCACAUGCAGUACCAAGCUCCGCACGCACUCCCGCUCAUAUAAGACCUGCUCCUGACCUUGUCGCGGAUGCUGAUACGAACGUGAGCAAAAAAAACCCUCCUAUCGUUAUCGUAUCGGUCGGCUCUGUGGCAGAUGUGGCUGGGCCUAGUGGUGCUGCUGUACGUCGAAACCCUACACGUUCUUCAGGAGCUUCGUAUGCAGACAGCCACGACAGUGGUUACAUUAACGAGGAUUUUGUCACCAAUAGCCUGCAAAUUGACUUGCAA
Molecule: messenger RNA, 700 nt
Organism: Hyalella azteca
Lineage: Eukaryota; Metazoa; Arthropoda; Malacostraca; Amphipoda; Hyalellidae
Exons: 5
Source: RefSeq, a predicted model, not a curated record